This is a messenger RNA of Trachymyrmex cornetzi, 444 nucleotides long. RefSeq lists its product as uncharacterized. NCBI's taxonomy places the organism in Eukaryota, Metazoa, Arthropoda, Insecta, Hymenoptera, Formicidae. The annotation marks the transcript as partial. The record is from RefSeq and is a predicted model, not a curated record. The transcript is spliced from 3 exons.
GGAAAAUUCGAGUUCCCCAGAAACGUGCAACGACGGAGUCUGUUCUACGACGUCUCCAGGGGAGAUGACUUCCGUUCGCACGUGUUAUUGCAAACACGAGGAGAAUGUAGCGCGCAGGAAGGAUAAUGAUAUCAGAAUACACAAUGCGAAUCGACAUCCUGUAACUGUCGUAUCUAAAAAAUCGAUAGUCACGAAUACAACUUGUGGAAGUAGCAGAGGGUCUUGUAAACGCGCGAGUCGCGUUAUUAAAGAAAAAAUUCUUAAUACGCACCGAUCGGUAGAAGUGCAGCCUCCCAAUUCCGUCUUGAGUCCCGAAACAUCCACCGCUCUUGAAAAUGCCGAGAAGAUUGUUAACAAUGCAAAGAUACAACUCAUGGAAGUCUGCGCAACGUCGAGUUUCGAUUCCGCACGACAGCAUAGAAAUACGUAUUCGGACGAGCCGCC